Hibiscus syriacus is the source of this 942-nucleotide messenger RNA. RefSeq lists its product as uncharacterized. Lineage: Eukaryota; Viridiplantae; Streptophyta; Magnoliopsida; Malvales; Malvaceae. Gene Ontology annotation, molecular function: nucleic acid binding. Gene Ontology annotation, biological process: DNA integration. The record is from RefSeq and is a predicted model, not a curated record. Bases 1 to 942 code for a protein of 313 amino acids. The transcript is spliced from 6 exons.
AUGAAGUUACCUUUAGAGGAGUUUGACUUGAUUCUUGGCAUUGAUUGGUUGAGCAAGCAUCAAGUUAAUCUCGAUUAUGAGACCAAGAGAGUUGUUCUGAAGACUCUGGAUAACCGGAACAUUGUGAUGAUCAAGGAGCGUCAUGGAUUCCUGGCGAAUGUUGUAGCUGCCUUGGAAUUUCCCGAUGUUUCCCUUGAAGAGUUGCAUGGAUUGCCAUUGGAUAGAGAAGUUGAGUUUGAGAUUGAAGUCUAUUCUAGUUCAACCCCGGUUUCGAUGACUCUUUACCGUAUGGCCCCAAAGAAGCUUAAAGAACUGAAAGUUAUCGCUUAUGUAUCACGUCAGUUAAAGCCGCAUGAGCGCAACUAUCCUACUCAUGAUCUGGAGUUAGAUGCCGUGCUUCUAAAGGACUAUGAUUGUGAGAUAAAGUACCAUCCGGUGAAGGCUAAUGUGGUAGUCGACGCCUUGAGCCGUAAGACGAUAUCCAAUCUGAGAGCCUUGUUUGUCAGUUUGAGUUUGUUUGAUGAUGGUAGCAUGUUAGCAGAGUUACAGGUUAAACCCACUUUGGCCGAGAAGAUUAAGGUCAAACAGCUCCUUGAUAGCUCCUUACUUCCCAUGAUUGGGCAGGUGGUUGUGGAUCGACUCACCAAGUUAGCUCACUUUAUCCAUGUUCGGGUUAAUUAUUCUUUGGACAAGUUGGCUAGAUUGUAUAUCUCUAAGAUCUUUAGACUCUACGGUGUUCCGUUGUCUAUCAUCUCUGAUCGAGAUCUGAGUACAACUUUCCACCCACGGGCUGAUGGUCGGUCUAAGCAAGUGAUUCAGGUCCUAGAGGAUAUGUUACGGGGUUGUGUGAUUGAUUUUCAUGGUAGUUUGGAAGAUUUCUUACCUUUAGUCGAGUUUGCUUACAAUAACAAGUACCAAGCAAGUAUUCGCAUGGCACCGUAA